This is a messenger RNA of Triplophysa dalaica, 5322 nucleotides long. RefSeq names its product protein tyrosine phosphatase non-receptor type 4a (gene ptpn4a). The transcript has 27 exons. NCBI's taxonomy places the organism in Eukaryota, Metazoa, Chordata, Actinopteri, Cypriniformes, Nemacheilidae. The record is from RefSeq and is a predicted model, not a curated record. Gene Ontology annotation, molecular function: cytoskeletal protein binding; protein tyrosine phosphatase activity. Gene Ontology annotation, biological process: protein dephosphorylation. Gene Ontology annotation, cellular component: cytoplasm; cytoskeleton; cytoplasmic side of plasma membrane. Bases 404 to 3208 code for a protein of 934 amino acids.
CACUCAGCACUGCUGUUGCUUCAGCUACUGGUACAAUGUAACAGAACCGUGAACGGAGACGCGAGCUGAGAAAGUCACUGAUCCCGAUGAGUCGAUCAAAAGAGUGGGGAAUGCGUUAUUAUUUCCCCGAGAAAUCUCUUCAAAAGCCCUAGUGGUCCGCUCACUGGAUUGUUACGUGUCGUCGCUUAUUGGUCUUACAGAAUUGGGUUUAUGUGUGGAUUAUUUGAACCCGGAGGCCCCGUUGAGUUGAAUGUGUGUGCUGGGCUGUAGUGGGUCGGUAUGAGGUUGCUGCUGGUCUGAGCGGGGGACUCCGCUCCUUUGCCUCGGGUCUCUUUCGAAAUAAGAUUCACUUAUAAAACUGGACACCCCUGGAGCAGUUUAUGACGACCCUGGUUGGACCGUAAUGACCGCACGCUUCCGGUUGCCCGCAGGCAGAUCCUACAAUGUCCGGGCGACGGAGCUGGCACGCGACCGGCAGCGUACCGAAGUGGUCUGCGACGUUCUUCUUUUGGACAACACUGUCCAGCCUUUUAAAGUCAAUAAGCACGAUCAAGGACAGAUCCUUCUGGACGCUGUCUUUAAGCACCUGGAACUGACCGAGAGAGACUAUUUUGGUUUACACCUGGCCGAUGAUUCCUCUGACAGCCCGAGGUGGCUGGAUCCAACUAAACCCAUAAGGAAGCAAUUAAAACGGGGCUCCCCGCAUCACUUGAACUUCCGGGUGAAAUUUUAUGUGAGUGACCCCAACAAACUUCAGGAAGAAUACACACGGUACCUAUAUUUUCUGCAGAUUAAGCAGGACAUACUCAGUGGAAUACUGCCCUGUCCGCACAAUACUGCCGCACUCCUGGCAUCGUACGCUGUUCAGUCUGAGGCGGGCGAUUACAGUGAAGCAGAUAAUUCGUUGGGAUACCUUUCGGAAUUUUGCUUCAUCCCCAACCAGCCUCAGGGUUUCGAAAAAGACGUCACCAAACAUCACCAGCAACACAGUGGUCUUACACCAGCACAGUCUGAAUUCAACUACCUGAACACUGCACGGGCGCUGGACCUCUAUGGAGUGGAGCUGCACUAUGCAAGGGAUCAAAGCAACACAGAGAUUUUCAUAGGGUUGAUCUCAACUGGCAUAGCCAUCUACAAGAACAGGGUACGAAUCAACUACUUUCCAUGGUUGAAGAUUGUGAAAAUAUCUUUUAAAUGCAAACAGUUCUUCAUCCAGUUGAGAAAAGAGGGGAAUGACACGAGAGAUACUAUGCUGGGUUUCAACAUGAUGAACUACAGAGCCUGUAAGAACCUCUGGAAGGCAUGCGUUGAACAUCAUACCUUUUUUCGGCUUGACCAUCCUGUUCCCCCGCAGAAGAACUUCUUCUCCCACUACUUUGGAUUAGGCUCCAAAUUCCAUUACUGUGGGAGGACGGAAGCACAAUCUGUUCAGUACGGGAAAGAAAAGGGAGUCAAAGACAGAGUGUUUACAAGGUCUCCCAGCAAGCCUCUGGGCAGGACGUUGAUGGGUCUGACAGACUGGGAAGCAGUGAGCAGGACCUCACUGUCUGAAGAAAGGCUGGAGACCCGCAGUUUGCCCACCCGCUCACCCCCCGGGACGCCCAACCAUAGAAACUGCUUGUUUGUACAAGAGUGUCCCCGGCUCCGGCCUUCCUCCAUGGGUCACCUGGUGGAUCAUGUCAUCCAUGCCUCUCCCAGCCUCCCGGUGUUUUCCAAUCACAAAUCGGCCUUGUCUACGCAAGCCAACAGUAUCAGUCUAGAGUCAACGCCGUCUCCAGAAGGUGUUGAAGGCCCGCCACCCGCCCUCCCUCCCAAACAGUCCCGGAAGAACCUGAGCCAACUUAUACUGUCCCACUCACAACAGGACUUAGACAACCACAUCAACGAAAUGUAUGAUGUCCCCAUAGCAAUAGACAAGACUACGCCCAAUGGAGUCAUUCCUCAUGACAAUCUUGUCCUGAUCAAGAUGAAACCAGAUGAGAAUGGAAGAUUUGGGUUUAAUGUGAAGGGUGGCUCUGACCAAAAGAUGCCCAUUAUUGUGUCUCGGGUCGCACCUGGAACAUCGGCUGAUUUGUGUGUGCCUCGUCUAAAUGAGGGCGAUCAGAUCGUUCUGAUCAACGGUAGAGAUAUUUCAGAGCACACGCAUGAUCAGGUGGUCAUGUUUAUUAAGGCCAGCUGUGAGAGCCACUCAGUGGAGCUCAUGCUGUUGGUGCGGCCCAAUGCUAUCUAUGAUGUUGUCGAGGAGAAAAUGGAGUCUGAGCCUGAUUUUCAGUACAUCCCAGAGAAAUCUCCCAUAGAUGCCUCUCAGCUGGACCAGGAUGCUUGGAAGGAGUCUAUGCUGCAGCUGAAAGAGGGUCUUAACAGUGCCACUUUACUGGCCCAUUUUGAUCAACUGUACCGGAAAAGGCCCGGAAUGACAAUGUCCUGUGCCAAAUUACCUCAGAAUAUUUCCAAAAACCGCUACAGAGACAUCUCACCCUAUGAUGCAACCCGAGUCAUCCUGAAUGGCACAGAUGACUAUAUCAAUGCAAAUUACAUCAAUAUGGAAAUCCCUGCCUCAAGUCUCAUAAACCGCUAUAUAGCCUGUCAGGGGCCGCUGCCCAACACGUGCCCUGACUUCUGGCAGAUGACGUGGGAGCAGGGAUCUUCGAUGGUAGUCAUGCUCACCACUCAAGUUGAGCGAGGACGUGUGAAGUGCCAUCAGUACUGGCCAAACCCCUCAGGUAGUGCUACAUACGGAGACUUUCAGGUUUCCUGCAAAACGGAGGAGGGAAACUUGGCUUUCUUGGUUCGAGAGAUGACUCUUUCUCAUAUUGAGAGUGGGGAGGAGAGGGAGUUGACCCAGAUCCAAUACCUGGCAUGGCCAGAUCACGGUGUACCAGACGACUCAACCGAUUUCCUGGAUUUUGUGGCUCUGGUUCGGAGUAAACGAGCUGGAAAGGAUGAGCCUGUUGUGGUCCACUGCAGUGCUGGGAUAGGCAGGACGGGAGUUCUCAUCACCAUGGAAACGGCCAUGUGUCUGAUGGAAUGUAGUCAGCCUGUGAAUCCGCUGGACAUCGUGAGAACAAUGAGAGAUCAGAGAGCCAUGAUGAUUCAGACACCUGGCCAGUUCAAGUUUGUGUGCGAGGCCAUACUGAAGGUUUACGAGGAGGGACCGGUGAGACCGCUCAAGUCUACGCUGUACGAAUGUGAUGCCAGCUUUUCCUAAAAAUUAUCCUGAAGUUCACUGACGAGACCUUCUCCAUCCCAAGACAUCCCAGAGCACUGGAGAAGUUUCUCGAGUUGAGAACACGGGACAUAAACCAAGCACUGCUGCACUUUAGGCUGGUUAAAAAGACAUUAUGCCAAGAUUUAAUAAGAAAAAAAGGACAAAAAAAUCUAACAAAGGUGAAGUUGGUACUUGUUGGGACUUUGAGUGUUCAGGGUUUUGACAAAUAUAUAUGUUAACAAUGAAUAUAGUGGAGAUAUAUGGUGCCAUAUGUAAGUGUGUAAGGGCAGGCCCGUGAAUGAAUGAGUUUUUAUAUGUGGUCACCUCCAUUAUUUCAGAAGCAAGACCAACACAAGACAAUUCACAUCCAGGCCUGUGCUGCAGAUGAACAGUUGUUUUUUAUUUGGGAUAUUUAUUGUUUUAAUCUUAAUGUUGAGCCCUGCCCAUUGAUCAAGACUAACUACUUACAAAUCAAGAUCUGCAUUUCUUGCAACAAUGAUAAUGGAUCAUGUUUAAAGCUUGCUUUGUUCUCUUUUUAUAGCAGUGAGUGAAAUUAACUUUUAUUUAUUGUGCUAACUCAUCACUAAGCUAAAAUCAAUGCUGUCAACAGGGAUUUAAAAGCACUUUGUGUGUUUUCAAAGUGCUCUGUGGCUGCAGUAUAUACAGUAGCAUUGAAUCCAGCCUGACUCUGUCAGAAUGCAAAAUAUUUACCUGGCGUUACAUAUCAGUUUGGUCUCAGAUGGUUAAGGAAUAGUUCAUUUACUCACAUUCUGACUUGCUAAAAUGGAAUACAAAUGUUAAAAAGAAUCACUAUUAAGGUAGCCCAAGUGAUUUAUUUAUUUUUUCUAUCAAAUCUUAUGAAGCCAUACGUUUCAUGUGAGGAACAGAUUGAAAUUUUUAAUUAUUACUGAAAAUGUUUCUCUCUGACAAAAGCUCUCAAAUCUCAUGUUUAUGUCAAGCUUUACAGCAAAUGUAUAUAUUUGGCAGACGCUUUUAUCCAAAGUGCUGUCCACUUUUUAUCCAUAAUUUGAACACAGAGUGGGUGUUUUUUUCCCACUGCUAGCUUUGCCUGGUUUUCUUCAGGAUAUGAGAAGCAAAAGCAUUCGAUGGUGUUUGUGUUAAAUUUGCCUUAAUGCAUCCUAACAAGCCAAUUUUGAAUAUAUAAAUGCUCAAAUGAGAUAUAAAAGCUUUCGUAGAGAAGACAAUUUUAGUGAAUUGUAAAUUUCAUUUUCUUCCAAGGCUAUCCAGUCAGUCGAGUGUGACAAGUGGGAUAUUUCCUUACACCCUACGGUAGCUUUCCUCCAUAGGCUAGAAACCCGAUGUGUCAAUCAUAGUGGCACUCUUGUGCACAUGCAGAACACCCCUACAUCUAACAUCCCAUUAACAAAUUGACUGCCCUUUGUGUAUGAGUGUGUGUUGGUUUAUUGCUGUAUGUUUCUCCUCUCUUUGUCUGUCAGUAUCUUUUAACAAUAUACUGUACUAUACUGAAAAUAGUUUAUACGCGAUAGCCAAAUUCACAUUCAGGUUUCACCUAGGCCUGGCUUAUUGUGUUUAUUCCUUUGAGCCCUACAUUUAUGACAGGACUUGUGUUUACAAGCCAUCAAAUCCAACACUGGGUUUAAAAACAAAAUAACAUUGCCCUCAUAUGUUUGCUGAGAUCUUAAACAUAACACUUUUGAUAUAAAAUUUGGACCUAUUCACAGGUCAUCUCUAGUUGAAUGGCGAGAUCAAUUAGUCCAGGCCUAUGCUCUUUGUAAGGUACUAUAUACUUUUACAGGCAAGCACCUGUCAUUUCUUUGUAGUCAUACUUGCUGGAGAAACUAGGUUUUAGGACCAAAUAAUUCCCUUUUAUGAUCAUUAUGCAACAUAUCAGUGAAAUAAUGGAUUUUACCAAAAGAUUAUAUUCAGAAACAAAUCAUGCAGUUUGGGAGAAACUAAGCCUUGUGGGAUAGAUAGCACUUUUACAACAUAGACAUACAAUUACAAAGUGGUGUUAACAUUUUCUUUGCUGCAAAUAAAAGGAAGGUCAAGUUGUUCCACUUGUCCAUUUUUAUGAAAAUAUUAUAAAGUGUAAAUACAAUGUUGUAUAUUAAAAAGAAAAUCUUUAAACUUAA